This is a messenger RNA of Hippoglossus stenolepis (Pacific halibut), 1331 nucleotides long. RefSeq names its product aquaporin 7 (gene aqp7). Gene Ontology annotation, molecular function: glycerol channel activity; urea transmembrane transporter activity; water channel activity. Gene Ontology annotation, cellular component: basolateral plasma membrane; plasma membrane. The transcript is spliced from 6 exons. The record is from RefSeq and is a predicted model, not a curated record. Lineage: Eukaryota; Metazoa; Chordata; Actinopteri; Pleuronectiformes; Pleuronectidae. The coding region runs from base 198 to 1115 and encodes 305 amino acids. Gene Ontology annotation, biological process: water transport; glycerol transmembrane transport.
AGAGAGGGAGAGAGACUUACACAAAGAGAAAGUGAGAGGAGGAGUGCAGUUAGAGGAGAGGGGCUAAACAGAAACAGACUGCUGUUUGUGGACUACUGCGUGACAUGGGAGGUCUGUAGAACAUCUUAGAGGAGAUCGGAACUUGAGCUCUAUUUUACUACUAUAACUCCAGGGGCAAAGCAGAGAAGAAAGAGGAAAUGAAGAACUUGUCAGUAGAAGUCGGGGUCUCUCAGCGGAAAGGAGAUAAAGUAACUCGACCCAAAGUCUGGCUAAAGAACAAAUUUGUUCGAGUGGGACUUGCUGAAUGUCUUUGCACGUAUGUCAUGAUGGCGUUCGGCCUGGGGUCUGUGGCCCAGGUAGUGACAGGACAGGGAGCGUUCGGAGAGUACCUCAGCAUCAACCUGGGUUUUGCACUGGGUGUCACUAUGGGGGCGCAUGUCGGAGGGAAAGUCUCAGGGGCACAUAUGAACGCUGCGGUGUCGAUCACAAUGUGCACGUAUGGUCGCCUUGCAUGGAGGAUGUUGCCUGUGUAUGUUUUUGCACAGCUGUUGGGAUCAUUUCUGGCAGCAGGGACAAUUUAUGCUGUCUAUUAUGAUGCUAUACUUGAGUAUUCUGGAGGAAACCUGACAGUGACUGGGGAAAGGGCCACCGCUGGUAUCUUUGCCACAUAUCCAGCACCAUACCUCUCUGUGAUGUCUGGAUUCAUUGACCAGGUGUUUGGCACGGCCAUGCUGCUACUGUGCCUGAUGGCUCUGUCCGACCACAGGAACAAGCCGGCCCCAGCAGGUGGCGAGCCAGCCGCGGUGGGACUCCUGGUGCUGCUCAUCGGCAUUUCUCUGGGCAGCAACAGCGGCUACGCCAUCAACCCCAACAGAGACAUCGCACCCAGGGUCUUCAGUGCCAUAGCAGGCUGGGGAACUGAUGUGUUCAGGGCUGGAAAUGGGUGGUGGUGGGUGCCGCUAGUUGCUCCCCCCAUUGGAGGGGUGCUGGGUGCAGGGAUCUACAAGGCCUUGGUGGAAUUGCACCACCCACACGUGGAUGAACUGGGUGAGGGGUUGCUGGAGGAGUUAAAGGACACUGUUCAUAAAAACAAUAGUGAAAACGCAAUUGUGUAAGAAACUCAGCUAUGUUAAAGGCAUGUGUAGCAUAGCUGUGUGGAUAUCUGUGAAUAGGAGAAAUGUUCCGUGGUUAUUGGAAUUUAAAAAAAAGAGGCCAAAAAUGAAAUACUUUGUCAAAAGACGGAACAAAUUCAUUUUGAAUGUAUCAAGCAAUUUUAAAAUUCAGUCAGUUUUAUGAGAUUACAUUUAUCAUAACCAGAUACUGUAAACAAU